Molecule: messenger RNA, 887 nt
Organism: Rubroshorea leprosula
Lineage: Eukaryota; Viridiplantae; Streptophyta; Magnoliopsida; Malvales; Dipterocarpaceae
Source: the annotation of a GenBank genome assembly
AUAUAUCUUCAUAUUUCUUUCAGGUGCUACAUGCAAAAAGAAGAAACUCAAGAAGAAAAUGAAGAAAAGAAACUCGAGAAAGGACUCAAUUGAAGGAAUCAAAAGAUCUUCUCUUCCAGAACCAGCUUCCUCCCCCCCUUGCGUGCUGCACCCGAGCUUGCACCCUGCUGCGCCCCCUGUUUGCACUGCUGCGCCCUCCUACUUACUGCAAUCACCUGUGUCCUGCUUGCUGCGCCAAUCUCGUGCCUCUGCACUCUUGCUUGCUACACCCCUGUCCUUGCCUCACCUACAAAAAAAAAGCGCAUACCAGACAAAAUCGGCAUCAUCUUCGUCCUUUGCUUUUGCUGCAGAGAUCAAUGAUUGACGGAAGAAGUUUUUAUUUUAUUUUAUUUUAUUUUAUUAUUUGGGUAUAUAUAUAGGAAAAAAUCAGAUCAAAUGGGGGGGGGUCUUUGGUUGAUUUUCGAGUUUGAUUUGGGAGUCUCCAUCUAGUUUUUGAGAGUAGUAGAGGGAGACUUCGAGGAGGAGAAAGGGGGAUUUUUGCUUGAUUGAGUGUGGUGUUGACGGUGCAGAAGAUGAAAGGUUUUUUUUUUUUACUGGAAGGAGACUGUUUGAGAAAGGAGAUUGUCAAGUUGCAAGAGGGAUUUAAUCUUUGGUUCCCAUUGUUAGGUAUAGCUCUGAACGUAGGAUUUUUGUUAGGAAAAUGGUGAAGGAGAUGGUGGAAGCUUGAUCCCGUGGGUGGGGUUCAUUCUAUCAGAUCCAGAUCUGUUUUUCUUUCAAAAAUCCACCGUCUCUGUUUUUAUUUUGUGGGUGUUUGUUUCUUUUUAAGAUUCGAUGUUAAGAUUGUGUUUCGUUAGACAAUGAAUGAAAAAUCAAAAAAAAUUGUUCAG